UUAGCCCAUUCGCAGAACAUACGCUUUUCAGACUACGAGCCCCGUCAUUGGUUGUUGUAGAUACAAACAACCCAUUUAACUACCAGACACAUACCACCAUGUCGGAACUCAAGGGUUUCAACCAGUUCUUCAGACUCGAUGGAAAGGUCGCCAUCGUCACUGGAGGCUCCCGCGGCCUAGGCUUGCACUGCGCAACCGGCUUCCUCCUCGCCGGCGCGAAACUUGUCAUCGUCACCGCCCGCAAGGCCGGCGGCCCACAAGGCAUCGAUCAGGCCGUCGAGAAGCUCAAUGCCCUUCCGAACAUUGUCGGAAAAGCCGUGGGUAUCCCCGCCAACGUAGCCGAAACGGAAGACAUCGAACGUCUUGUCCAGUCGACCCAGGAUAUCAUCGCGAAAGUUUGCGGACCGAAUAAAGGACUCGACAUCCUUGUCGCCAACGCCGGCGCGACAUGGGGUGGUCCCUUCGAGCCUACUCCGGACUGGAGCAGCAAGAAAGUGCUGGAUCUGAAUGUGCGGGGCGUUUUCAACUUGGCGCGGUUGUACACGCCGCUCCUGACCAAGUACGCGACGCAGGAAGACCCGAGCCGGAUCAUUGUCAUGUCAAGCGUGGCAGGGUCCAACGUCCCGCACGUUGGCGACAACGGAACGAUCAUGUACAGCGCCUCCAAGGCCGCCGCGCAUCAUCUGGCGAGAAAUCUGGCCAUGGAGUUGGGCCGCCGACAUGUGACGACUAACACCAUCGCGCCGGGAUUCUUCCCGUCCAAACUUGCGAACGGACUGAUUGAUAUUUUGGGCGGCCAGGAGGAGUUGGACCGACAGAACCCCCGCGGACGAUUGGGCGUUCCGGAGGACGUUGCGGGUUUGGCGGUGUUCUUGUGCUCGCCGGCGGGCUCGUACAUCAAUGGCGAGGACAUUGCCUUGGACGGAGGUGCCAGGCUCAGCAACGGAAGGCAUUUCAAGUUAUAAAAUUGUAUGUAGUCAAUACAGGCACCUUUCAUCAUUGAGAAGAUGUCGCAUCUGACGGAGCAGGGGGCCGGGCGACAGGAGAUGGUGACUUGCGUUCUGGAAACUCUUCCAACCCAGUAUGGCCUCUACUGAUUCAAUGCAACUCAUCUUCA
Messenger RNA from Eremomyces bilateralis CBS 781.70, 1117 nucleotides. Its product is annotated as NAD(P)-binding protein. The transcript has 2 exons. The coding region runs from base 99 to 965 and encodes 288 amino acids. Lineage: Eukaryota; Fungi; Ascomycota; Dothideomycetes; Eremomycetales; Eremomycetaceae. The record is from RefSeq and is a predicted model, not a curated record. Gene Ontology annotation, molecular function: oxidoreductase activity.